GUUGGAUUUUCAUCUUCACCGCGCGGCGCGUUUUCAGCCUCCACGCGUAGUCACAAUUAUCGAGACGACAUUCUCUUGCUUGUGGUAGUUACCGCAAAAUGAUUUGUCGCUCGUGUGCACCUCCGUGUUGAAGCACUGUCACCGCCGACGUCGAUGAAUCCAAGAACGCAGCUGUAGUACCUCUUCAUCUACAUGUCAAACAUACUUCGCCAGCGCCGACAGAUGUAAAUUCCGGCUUGCCUUCCCACACGAUAACAAUUCCGCGUUUUUUGUCCUGCGACGGUUUUUUUCUGGGAGCUUCGACGACACGCGGAUCCAUCCAUCAGAGUACAAUUUUCUACACCGAAAGCCACUCCACCUGACAUCCACAGAGUUAACAUCACGACAACACCAUACCGUGUGUGAAUCUACUACCUGAAAAUCUACACUCUUUUUUGCGAGGACUACACAUUUGAUAGCCAAAGUUUUCUUCACGCGUCGACCGGCCAAUACCAAAACUUUUCCAUCCGCACGAAGCAGAAUUUGCAUCACCACUCGUCCUUGUAGUUCCACGCCAAACCCGAGGGACCCUCCGCCGCCACUCAAAAUGGUUCAGGCGGCGCGCUUUAGCCUGCGUGAGAUACAGCUGGACAACAUGAAGAUCAACAAAAAGAAAUUCGACGGGAGUUAUUGUUUCAACCGGGCAGACAGCAAAUUGCUGACCGAGGUAAGUACUUACAGUAGGUACCAAUACACACCGCGCUAGCACUAAGUUUUGACAUUGAUUUAUGAAGUAGCAUCGAUAAAUGUUAUUAAUUUUUCUUGUGUUCCUAAGAAGUGCGAUAUGGAUAUCGAAAAAAGGUCCGACGGGAAUUGCGGCGCAGUUUGUCACAGGAAAGCCAAAUGGGCGCCGCCAAGGCUCGAAACCCGACCAAGGGAAGUCGCGCAUCAACGAACAAGAAGGCACGAGACGCGGAAGAUAGGGACAAUGCGAAUGCCCCACCUCCCCGUCCGUCUGCCAUGAUGCGCCGAAGUCGGACCAGCGAACCGGACGAGCUGCUGCCGAUCGUGAAAAAAGCUUUGAAAAACAGCGGACAGGGAGAUAGCAAAAGCAAGAAGCGCUGCAGGGGAAGACAAGAUGAUGUUGACGAAAGCCAUACCCCCGCACCCCCGCGGCGCAUGAAGUCCGUCAGUUUCGCGCCGGGGUCGCCCGAAACCAAUGUCUACCUGCAGAAAUCCCCAACGGGCCCACCGAUUCCGGCACACAAGCUCCUCAUGCGCCGGACGCGCAGCCUGGAGAAGCUAAACCGAGGUGAAGAACGGCCCGGUAAUCAUAGCGAUACAGCUACCUCCAAAGCGGCAAGUUGGACCUCCUUUCGGGCUAGACUUAUCUUCGGCUGGAAACGAGCGAAGGGCGCGCGACCAGGGAGGAAGAGAAGCAACAGUAGGACUGCCAUUGCUCCCGCUUCCGAGGCGCACGGUCGUGACGACGUGUACCCGCCAGCGGACCUCCCGGACGGAACUACAACAGGAGGAGAGCUGCAGCGAACCACAUCAACCGGGUCCUCUUCAGGACGGGAUAGUCCAACCGAGGAAGGCAGCACGUACGCAAAUUUAUGUUGAUUCUCAAAUAAGUAAAAUGCGUGAACAGGAGGGCGAUUUUUUUUCUGCUGCGUUUGAAAAAUGCGCGCACCAUGUUUAUCCAAAAGUAUCAAGGAAUCUAUUCUGUCGUGUCACAAAAGCACAAGGUUUCUAGUGUGGUAAGUAGUUGAAUCACGCAAACGCACAGGCACGCAACGUCUACUUCGGCCGUCGAUUCGAACAGCAACAUUCCCUCCGACAAUUCGCACAGCCGAGUGUUUAGUCGCAGUGUGUCCUUCGAAAGUAACCUUUCUGGCGGGAGCAGUGGCGCGAAGGCAAACAAACACGAGACGCGAUAUGAGGCGCUGAAGCGGCAGCAGCGAGAGGAGAAGGCCACAAAAAUGUCCGCUGUGUGUGGAAUAAUGUAAACAAUUGUGAAUUUGGAUUUGCAUGCAACAUGGUGAGCCUAUACUUCUACUGAUUCCCAGGAGAUGGUCCCGACAGUCAUUAAAGCAAUCCAGAUUAUCGAUAGAAAAAAUGCAACUUCAUCGAUCAUUUGCUGUGCUGCGAGGGUGUCUCCCAACAGACGACGUGUACGUAUUUCAAUUCCAAAAAAUUCGAAGCUUUGACUUUUCUGUUUUUCUUUCUUUCGAGUUUUUAAUGAAUGAAUUUCUUCCUCCCGUCCGGCGUGUGGUGCCUAUGUGUCGAUGUCGAGCACCAGCCGAGAAAUGUAGUAAAACAAGCACCAUGUCCAUGUUACAUAGAUUGAUGAUUGGUUUAAAAAGCACAUUUUCAUCGUGAACUUUUUUCGCUUCGCCCGCUUCGAUCUUCCUCGUUUAUUCUUGUUCUCCAUUAUUGAUCCGCGGCUUGGGAUCUCGUAAGGGGCAAAUAGACGUAUACCAAGACCGUGGGUGGGCUUGUAAGAUGGUUGAGAACUAACGUCCCAUUAGAAUCAGCAUCAGAAUAAGAGCCAAAGAAAAAGACGACACGAAAAUAGAAU
Messenger RNA from Amoebophrya sp. A120, 2560 nucleotides. Lineage: Eukaryota; Dinophyceae; Syndiniales; Amoebophryaceae. The record is from the annotation of a GenBank genome assembly.